Naumovozyma dairenensis CBS 421 is the source of this 627-nucleotide messenger RNA. RefSeq names its product Rab family GTPase YPT7 (gene YPT7). The transcript has a single exon. Gene Ontology annotation, biological process: regulation of vacuole fusion, non-autophagic. Gene Ontology annotation, molecular function: GTPase activity; GTP binding. The coding region runs from base 1 to 627 and encodes 208 amino acids. Gene Ontology annotation, cellular component: fungal-type vacuole membrane; vacuole; late endosome. Lineage: Eukaryota; Fungi; Ascomycota; Saccharomycetes; Saccharomycetales; Saccharomycetaceae. The record is from RefSeq and is a predicted model, not a curated record.
AUGUCGUCAAGAAAGAAGAAUAUCCUUAAAGUCAUCAUAUUAGGUGAUUCGGGUGUCGGUAAGACAUCAUUAAUGCAUAGAUAUGUCAAUGAUAAAUACUCUCAACAAUAUAAAGCUACCAUUGGAGCUGAUUUCCUUACGAAAGAGGUCACAAUAGAUGAUGAUAAGAUUGCUACUAUGCAAGUAUGGGAUACUGCGGGUCAAGAAAGAUUCCAAUCAUUAGGUGUAGCAUUUUACAGAGGUGCAGAUUGUUGCGUCCUUGUAUACGAUGUUACCAAUGCUAAGUCUUUUGAAAAUAUCAAAUCUUGGAGGGAUGAGUUUUUAAUCCACGCAAACAUUUCCACUCCAGAAACUUUCCCCUUUGUUAUCUUAGGGAAUAAGAUUGAUGUAGAGGAAUCGAAAAAAAUUGUUAGUUCUAACUCUGCUACUGAAUUAGCAAAGAGUUUAGGUGAUAUUCCUUUGUUUUUCACUAGUGCUAAGGAUUCGAUAAAUAUUGAAAACGCCUUUGAAGAAAUUGCCCGUAGUGCUUUACAACAAAAUCAAAAUGAUGUUGACGCAUUUGAUGAAGAUUUUAAUGAUGCUAUAAAUAUUCGAUUGGAUGGUGAGCCCAAUUCCUGUAGCUGUUAG